Molecule: messenger RNA, 2369 nt
Organism: Octopus sinensis (East Asian common octopus)
Lineage: Eukaryota; Metazoa; Mollusca; Cephalopoda; Octopoda; Octopodidae
Exons: 5
Coding region: 237-1712 (491 amino acids)
Biological process (GO): purine nucleobase metabolic process
Source: RefSeq, a predicted model, not a curated record
AAGGAGAAAAUAAACAACGAGGAUGAAAUGACCCGGUUACGUUGCGCUGUAAACGGACCGGAAGUAAACGUGGGAUAACUCUUGUUUUCUCUCUCUAAUGUCUUUAAGAGGAACUCUUCAUCCCUGUUCCACACCGGUUGAUCAUUGGAGCAGUUUCACAGCCAGGCCACUUAUUUGCACCUUCAGUGGAAGCAUUACCUUGACCAGGGCUCUUCCUGGACCCUGGCCAAGCAAAGAUGGCAACGACAGGUGAGCAAGAUGUAGUGGCUGAGAGUGUAAGCCUUCUCACCACCGAACAGUCGACUGCAACUCCAACAGCAGUCACCGAACUGGUGGUCAUACCACAACAGCAACUGUCAUCCACCUCGGCCGCUGACGUUCUGGCGGCCACUGUCCUGACUACAACCACACUCGAACAAGAGCAACAACAACAACAACAACAGCAGCAACAGCAACAAUACCAACAUCAUCAUCAACAACAGCAAUACCACCAUCAACCACAACAUCAACACGAGCAGUGCUCGGACAAAAUCAGCGAGGAUUUACUUGUGAGCAAAGCCCUGAUUGAGAUUGGGGCAAACGAAGCCUGUCGAGAUUUACUCAAUGCUGGGGACGAGUUCGAAGACUUUUCUGCCCUGUCUUCUGCUAUAGCAGCUGUCUGCAAGCUGACAAAUGCUGUGUUCACCAUCCAUGACUGUCAAACAAUUGCCAAAGCUAACCGAUCCCGAUGUGUCAAAGUCGAACCUUUAGACGAGAAGUUCAAAUACAAAUACGUCAAAUAUGUUUGUAAACAGUUUGGUUACUCGAGACGACGGACUGUGCCUGGCAUACGACCCAACCAAAAAACAUAUAAAACUGGAUGUCCUGCUCUAAUUGCUGCAUCAGUUGACCGAGAGAAGCAGAGAAUGGUGAUACGAUCCAUCAAUUUAAACCACUCGCAUCAGAUGCUGGGUCACAUGUACCCUGAGAACCGCAGGCAGUCUCUGUCACCCAACGUCCUCACGGAGACAUACCGGCUAAUAGACAUUGGAAUGAAGACCAAGAACAUCCGAGAGUAUAUAUGCAAUGUGACUGGCAAACAGUUAACAACGAGGGACAUUAACAACUUGAAAGCCAAACGCAAAAAAGAACUCAGCCCUCCACUUAAUCACAACACCAGCAACAUGGUUAACCACAACAACAACAUUCAUAAUAAUAAUAAUAAUAACAAUAUCAAUAAUAACAACAACAUCAUCAACUGUAAUGAUGGCCACACAAAGAAAAAGAAACGAGGGACACGAGAUAUGGAAAUAACUUCACCAAUUUCUAGCCAUGUAUUUGAUAUUUCCAAAGGUCUGCCUGCAACUGGUGUACCUGUCUUAUUAUUUAUUCAGAUUGAGAAGCGAUCUUGGAAACUGCUUCAGAAAAGUGCCAGUAGCAUUGAUGGUCAUGUUGCAUUCCUUGCUGGACAAAAAAUCGUUAAGACAACAGUGUAUAAGCUACUGUUUGAUACAGAGUCUUAUUUCAAAAUCACAGACCAGUCAGCUUUUUAUCCCUACAUUGAGCUUGUGUUCCAAGUGAUGGACCCAACACUGAUACACCAUAUUCCAAUUCAAAUCAGCCCUCACAGCUAUUCCUGCCACAGAGAACUUAUCCAGCAGAACCCCAGUGUAACUUCGUCCUUUCCCCAGAUGUCACCAUCGCCCACAACUCCUGCUUCGCAUAUAUCAUGAGACUGUCACCAUCAUUGUUAAACCUCUGGACACAAACCACUCCUCACACUCAAGUGUUUCCUUUUACUCACCAACUUCCCAAGAGUGUGACUAUUAAACAUAUAUAUAUAUGCAGACGUUUACUCCCACUCAAAUGUCAUGCUUACCUCAUAUUAAUUGUUAUCUCUGUUAUCUUUUGAGUGUAAGUGCAAGCAGAUAGUUAAGCUUCACUCUUAUUUAAGCAUGUGACUUUUCUCAGGUCUUUCAUUCCCAGUGAGAGUGUGUAUCAUACAGCUAACAACACAGAUAGGUUUCACUCUCACUCAAGUGUCAAGGUUUCCUUGUGUCUCUUUGCUCGUUGAUGUCCCAAGAAGUGUGAGCAUCGCACAGCUUAGAGAGACAGUUAAACUUCACUCUCACUCGAGUAACAAGCUUUCAUCACAUAUCUUUACUGAUAUCUUGAAUGUGUAACCUUAAGGCAGCUCAAACAUACACACACACAAAUGUGCUCACACUUAAUAUUUACCCUUCACUCAAAUUUGGGCUUUCUUCAGAUCUUUGUUGGUCUCCCAAGAGUCUGUGUGAAACCACACACACACUCUCACAACUCUCUACUUUUACCAAAGAAACGAAAAUUUAUUUAAAUUAUUCUUCCAGUGAAAAGCAAAGAAAAAAAAA